Molecule: messenger RNA, 2977 nt
Organism: Camellia sinensis
Lineage: Eukaryota; Viridiplantae; Streptophyta; Magnoliopsida; Ericales; Theaceae
Product: ATP-dependent RNA helicase
Biological process (GO): mitochondrial RNA 3'-end processing
Cellular component (GO): mitochondrial degradosome
Molecular function (GO): RNA helicase activity; hydrolase activity, acting on acid anhydrides; ATP binding
Source: RefSeq, a predicted model, not a curated record
UCUCUCUCUCUCUCAACCAUUCGAAUUUCGCUUUCAUCCUAUCCAGGUAUGUUCCGGGUUCAAUUAUCCCCACAAUCACUGGCUUUGUGUUUUUGAUUUCAUUCUCUGUUUUUCAUUUCCUUAUAUGUAACUUUAUUUUCAUGGCGAGAGGCCCUGUAUCAUAUCUAUUGCGUUUAUAUUCAUCCAAAAACAACCUCUCUAGGGCUAGGGUUCUCUUCUUCCAUUCAAACCCAUGCCGAGAAUUGUAUCCCUCAUACCCCCAAAAAUCCCCACUUUGCCCAACCCACCUGCCAUUUUCAACUUCCUUAAUCAAUCAACUAACCUCUCAUAACCCAAAAUCUAAGCUCUCACUGUAUAGCAAACAACUAUUUUCAACACUGGUCGAAAAUGAAAAUAAUGGUCUUGAAUCAACUAUGAUUGAAUCCGAGUGCAAUGAGACCGCUGACGGUGAAGUGGGUUCGAAAACAAUUGCUGGAUACGUGUAUGUUGGAGCCCGUGAUCCAGCUGAAAUUUAUAGGGAAUUUCGUAAUGCCAGCAAGGCUGAGAAGCAAACUCGGGGUGAUUGGGGUACACUCACUGAAAUCUUCCGUAGUUUUUCGAAAUCGGGUUGGGCAUCCAAUCAGGCACUGGCUGUGUAUAUUGGAGCGUCAUUUUUCCCUGCAGCUGCACACAAGUUUCGGAAUUUUUUCUUCAAGAAAUGUCAGACGGAUGUUGCCAAGUACUUGGUUUCACUUGGUCCUGGCGAUGCGGCUGACCGGUUCCUUUUCCCAAUAUUUGUUGAAUUUUGCAUAGAGGAGUUUCCAGAUGAAAUUAGGCGGUUUAGGAGUAUGAUUGAGUCAGCAGACCUUACAAAGCCAUACACUUGGUUUCCAUUUGCUCGAGCAAUGAAACGCAAGAUUGUAUAUCACUGUGGCCCAACUAAUAGUGGGAAAACAUAUAAUGCUUUGCAGCGGUUUAUGGAAGCGAAGAAGGGUAUUUAUUGUAGUCCUCUUAGGCUGUUGGCGAUGGAAGUUUUUGAUAAGGUGAAUGCACUCGGCGUCUAUUGUAGUCUUCUUACAGGGCAAGAAAAGAAACAUGUUCCGUUUUCAGACCAUGUUGCUUGUACGGUGGAAAUGGUAUCCACGGAUGAAUUAUAUGAUGUGGCUGUUAUUGAUGAAAUUCAAAUGAUGGCAGACUCGUAUAGAGGUUAUGCUUGGACGAGGGCUUUGCUUGGUUUGAAGGCUGAUGAGAUACAUUUGUGUGGGGAUCCCAGCGUUUUGAAUAUUGUUCGAAAAAUAUGUUCUGACAGUGGAGAUGAGUUGUAUGAAAACCAUUAUGAGAGAUUCAAGCCAUUAGUGGUUGAAGCCAAGACCCUUUUGGGAGAUCUUCGAAAUGUUCGAUCUGGAGACUGUGUUGUUGCUUUCUCAAGGAGAGAAAUAUUUGAGGUGAAAUUAGCAAUUGAGAAGCACACAAAUCAUCGUUGUUGUGUUAUUUAUGGUGCAUUACCCCCAGAGACUCGUAGGCAUCAAGCUAACUUGUUUAAUGAUCAAGAUAGUCAAUUUGACGUUUUGGUUGCUAGUGAUGCAGUUGGAAUGGGUUUGAAUCUUAAUAUCAGGAGGGUCAUUUUUUAUAGCCUUUCAAAGUACAAUGGUGACAAGAUCGUUCCGGUUCCCCCAUCCCAGGUAAAGCAGAUUGCAGGAAGAGCUGGUCGGAGAGGAAGUCUCUAUCCAGAUGGGCUGACAACCACCUUGCAUCUUGAUGACUUGGAUUAUUUAAUUGAAUGUUUAAAGAAACCUUUUGAUGACAUUACGAAAGUGGGUCUCUUUCCUUUCUUUGAGCAGGUGGAGUUAUUUGCAGGGCAACUUCCAAAUGUUACUUUCCCCCAGCUACUUGAGAAGUUUAGUGAAAGUUGCCGUUUGGAUGGGUCUUACUUCUUGUGCCAGCAUGGCCAUAUAAAGAAGGUUGCUAACAUGUUGGAGAAGGUUCAGGGAUUAUCUCUUGAAGAUCGUUUCAACUUUUGCUUUGCUCCGGUUAAUAUAAGAGAUCCAAAAGCAAUGUAUCAUCUGCUAAGGUUCGCUUCAUCGUAUGCCCAAAACUUGCCUGUUAGUAUAGCAAUGGGCAUGCCACAAUGUUCUGCUCGUAAUGAUUCUGAACUCUUGGACCUUGAGACUAAGCACCAGGUGUUGUCUAUGUAUUUAUGGUUGUCACACCACUUCAAGGAGGAAACUUUUCCUUAUGUGAAGAAGGCUGAGGCAAUGGCAACUGAUAUUGCUGACUUACUGGGUCAGUCACUCACUAAAGCCUGUUGGAAACCAGAAUCAAGGCAUGCAGCAAAGACGAAGCCUCAAGCGAAGGAAGGUGGUUAUUAUGAGAGGCCAAGGUCAAUUAUUAAGUUUUAUGAGAAGAAAAGGCAUGAAAAAUCUGCUUUGCCUGGUGGUCAUCUAGAGAAAGUAGCAGCGUAAUGCCCUCCCAAGUAAUUGAUGACACAUGGCAGCAAAAGGGGUGUAAGGUGACAGGUGACACGUGGCAAGGCAGCAGAGAUAGUGAUGUUAGCAUGAGAAAUGAAGGAGAAAGCAGUGGUUAUGGGCAGUUUAGGCAUAGAGAAUGGAAGGCCAAAUGAUAUAUGGCUAUAAAAUGGGGGACAUGGUUUCCCAUGACUCGCAGAGUGGCUACAAAGCAGGAAAGCAUGAGGAUGAGGAUGAGCCUGAGGCUGAAGGGACUAUAAAAGGCAGUCGAAGGCAAGAGCAGAGGCAUAUCAACACACAACACAUCAAACUAGCAUAAGUAGUUUUAGGAAUAGAUUAUAUUAGUAGUUUUAGCCUUGUAAUUUUCAGUUCAUGCUUGUAAACUUUGAAGUUGUAAUUGAAAUUGUCCUUUGUUUACUUUUGUUCUGUCAUUGUUCCAAAGAUUUCCUUGUAUGUUUCAAGGCAUUGAACCUCAACAUGAUUGCCUGAUUUCUUUUGAUUGUUUGGUAAAUGUUUUGUUAAGUCUCUGUCAA